Molecule: messenger RNA, 1599 nt
Organism: Ricinus communis (castor bean)
Lineage: Eukaryota; Viridiplantae; Streptophyta; Magnoliopsida; Malpighiales; Euphorbiaceae
Product: pentatricopeptide repeat-containing protein At5g18475
Exons: 1
Coding region: 1-1575 (524 amino acids)
Molecular function (GO): protein binding
Source: RefSeq, a predicted model, not a curated record
AUGAAUUCCAUGAGAUUUUUUUGCCAUAAACAUCGCCUUCUCUCCACUUCCUCUGCAACAUCAUAUUCGUUUCCAUGGAUAUCUCCUCUGCAAUUUUCAAAAGCAGCUCCACUGGUCCCAGAUUCUCCAACAGAAACCUCAAGCACUCUUGUUGAAACUGGGAGGAAAUGUAAGUUCAUCUCACACGAGUCUGCCAUAAAUUUGAUCAAACGUGAGAAAGAUCCACAACAUGCAUUAGAAAUAUUCAACAUGGUAGGAGAGCAAAAGGGUUUUAAUCAUAACCAUGCUACCUAUUCAACCUUAAUCCAUAAGCUUGCCCAAACUAAGAAGUUCCAUGCUGUUGAUGCACUUCUUCAUCAGAUGACCUAUGAAACUUGCAAAUUUCAUGAAAAUAUCUUCCUCAACCUUAUGAAGCAUUUCUACAAGUCAUCUUUACAUGAAAGAGUGCUUGAGAUGUUCUAUGCUAUUCAGCCGAUUGUUCGGGAGAAGCCCUCUCUCAAAGCCAUCAGCACGUGUCUCAACAUAUUAGUCGAGUCAAAGCAGAUUGAUUUGGCCCAGAAAUGUUUAUUGUAUGUCAAUGAACAUCUGAAAGUAAGGCCAAAUACCUGUAUUUUUAACAUCUUGGUUAAGCAUCACUGCAAAAGUGGGGACCUUGAAUCUGCCCUUGAAGUCAUGCAUGAGAUGAAAAAGUCCAGGAGAUCUUAUCCUAAUGUGAUUACUUACUCGACUCUGAUCGAUGGGCUAUGUGGAAAUGGAAGACUUAAGGAAGCAAUUGAAUUGUUUGAGGAGAUGGUGUCGAAGGAUCAAAUAUUGCCUGAUGCUCUCACUUACAGUGUUUUGAUUAAAGGCUUUUGUCAUGGGGGAAAAGCUGAUAGGGCCAGGAAGAUAAUGGAGUUCAUGAGAAGUAAUGGCUGCGACCCAAAUGUAUUUAAUUAUUCAGUCCUGAUGAAUGGAUUUUGUAAGGAGGGAAGGUUGGAGGAGGCCAAGGAGGUUUUUGAUGAGAUGAAGAGUUCCGGUUUGAAGCCUGAUACAGUUGGGUAUACUACACUGAUAAAUUGCUUUUGUGGGGUAGGUAGAAUAGAUGAAGCCAUGGAGUUGCUUAAAGAGAUGACAGAAAUGAAGUGCAAAGCUGAUGCUGUUACUUUUAAUGUGUUACUUAAGGGUUUGUGCAGAGAAGGUAGGUUUGAUGAGGCUCUUCGGAUGCUUGAAAACCUAGCUUAUGAGGGUGUCUAUCUGAACAAAGGAAGUUACAGGAUUGUUUUGAAUUUCUUGUGCCAAAAAGGCGAGUUAGAGAAGAGCUGUGCGCUGUUGGGUUUGAUGCUCAGUAGAGGCUUUGUACCCCAUUAUGCAACUUCAAAUGAGUUGUUGGUUUGCCUUUGUGAAGCUGGAAUGGUAGAUAAUGCUGUUACAGCUUUGUUUGGAUUAACACAAAUGGGGUUUACACCAGAACCCAAGUCUUGGGCUCAUUUAAUUGAAUACAUAUGCAGAGAAAGGAAGUUGUUAUUUGUAUUUGAACUGGUUGAUGAGUUAGUUGCAAAAGAAACUGGAAAAUUCCACCAUUUUGAUAUCCAAUAAUGAAAAUAUGAACUUCAGUUCUAA